AAACAGUGAAUAACGUGCUCUCAUUCUAUCAAUAACUCGAACAAACUUGUUAUGGAAGAUUUUGUUGAACCGGGCGCUGUUCGAUAUGGAAAUUUCAUAAAUUAUUAUGAUUUCAAUUCGGCACCAGAGCGUCGUGAUUUAUUGCCACUGACUGAAGAGCUCUGGACAACAUCGUCGGAUGAAACACAAGAUCCAUUCUUGGUAUUAGACGUUGGCUGUAAUGCGGGGAAUUUUACACAGCUACUGUAUGAAUUUUUGGUGAUGAAGAAAUCGAGACGCAAAAUAAUUAUUUUGGGAGUUGACAUUGAUCAAGCUUUAAUUGGUCGGGCUAAUGACGCUAAUCAAUAUAAAGAAAACGUUUUCUAUUCAUCGUUCAAUGUUAUGGAAUACAAUAGUGAAGAGAAUUGCAUAGCAAAUCAUUUGAAAUCAUAUAAAAAGUGCCAGUUUGAUGUAGUUUGUUGCUUUUCAAUAACAAUGUGGAUUCACUUGAAUAACGGAGACGAUGGACUGGAGAGUUUUUUAACACUCAUGGCAAAAUUGAGCGAAAUUUUGGUCAUAGAACCCCAACCGUGGAAAUGUUAUCAGAACGCUGUUCGUCGAAUGAAAAGAGCCGGAGCUCAAGAUACAUUCCCUUUAUUUAAAACGCUGAAAAUACGAAACGAGGUCGAAGACAACAUAAAAAAUUAUUUAAAAUGUAAAGAGCAAUUGGAUAUCAUUUAUGAAAGUGAUCCCACCAAAUGGAAGAGAAAAAUUUGUUUUUAUCGAAAACGUGUUUAAAUUGUGUAUUUUCGAGCUGAAAG
Contarinia nasturtii (swede midge) is the source of this 800-nucleotide messenger RNA. Its product is annotated as probable RNA methyltransferase CG11342. The record is from RefSeq and is a predicted model, not a curated record. The transcript has a single exon. Gene Ontology annotation, cellular component: cytoplasm. Gene Ontology annotation, molecular function: RNA methyltransferase activity; O-methyltransferase activity. Gene Ontology annotation, biological process: negative regulation of pre-miRNA processing; miRNA metabolic process. The coding region runs from base 52 to 777 and encodes 241 amino acids. Lineage: Eukaryota; Metazoa; Arthropoda; Insecta; Diptera; Cecidomyiidae.